GGAUAUCAUCACCUCAAAUCCCCACCAAAAUCUAAGCAGCUAAAACAUGAGAUAUUAUCGUAUCUUCUUCUUCCAUUCCGAAACAAGAACAAUAUAUUUCAUAUUUUCAUGAGACAGACCCAAAUCAUCGAGAAUCGAAAUCUGACAUAACCACAAAACCUCCAAUGUUGCAGUCUCUCUCCUAUCACUUCCUCAGUCCCAACUUCCCCAUCUCCCUACCUCACCUCCACAAUUCCUCUCUUUGCCCAUCCCCUCUUCUCAGCGUCCCUUACAGACCCACUAAUCUCCACCAUGUCUCAGCCCUCCCUCGCACUGGACCCGAGACAUGGCUUGCCCAGGUCCCCGAAACUACAUCCACUGCUGCACCGGAGGAGGGUCCUAUCGAGCUCCCACCGUCUACUCCUUCCAUUUUUGCCUCCACAGACGACCCUUCUCCUAUCCAAGUUGCCACCAGUGUUCUCCUCACGGGUGCCAUCUCUGUAUUCCUCUUCCGCGCUGUCCGUCGCCGCGCCAAGCGUGCCAAAGAACUGAAAAUUAGGUCUUCGGGAGUGAAGUCAUUGAAGGAGGAGGCAGUGGAUACCUUGAGAGCAAUGGGGUCGGCUCCUGUUGAAACCAACUCUCCUCCUUCACCUGUUCAAGCAUUCUUGGGUGGAGUGUCAGCGGGCGUGAUUGCACUUAUUCUCUACAAGUUCGCUACUACAAUUGAGGCAUCUCUCAAUCGCCAGGCGCUUUCAGAUAGUUUUUCGGUCCGCCAGAUAACUAUAACCAUAAGGACUAUUGUAAAUGGUUUGUGCUACCUUGCAACCUUUGUUUUUGGCGCCAACUCUAUUGGGCUAUUCCUUUAUUCUGGUCAGCUUGCCAUGAACUCCAUGAUGGAAGGUUCUACAAAUGAAGAAAACAAAAGCAAAGGUGAUGAGCCUUUAGACUCACCAAAUUCAACAGCUGAGAGUGCCACAGAUACCACUGAGGUAAGCAGCAGCAAAGGAGAUCAAAGUUCUAAUGAUAAACAAUAAUUGAAGGGAGCUGAAAUUGAAGUAUAGGAAUUUGUAGAAAAUAUCAUCAAAAUUACUCAAGCAUUUUUAUCAUCAUGGUCUUUACUCAUGAUAGCUGUGUACUCAAUCCACCAUGCUAAUUCUAGAUUAUUAUAGUAGAAAGAUUAAUGCUGUUUUAUA
Carya illinoinensis is the source of this 1172-nucleotide messenger RNA. RefSeq lists its product as uncharacterized. The transcript has 4 exons. The record is from RefSeq and is a predicted model, not a curated record. The coding region runs from base 165 to 1013 and encodes 282 amino acids. Gene Ontology annotation, cellular component: chloroplast thylakoid membrane. Lineage: Eukaryota; Viridiplantae; Streptophyta; Magnoliopsida; Fagales; Juglandaceae.